Molecule: messenger RNA, 1136 nt
Organism: Eremomyces bilateralis CBS 781.70
Lineage: Eukaryota; Fungi; Ascomycota; Dothideomycetes; Eremomycetales; Eremomycetaceae
Exons: 2
Coding region: 303-911 (202 amino acids)
Biological process (GO): regulation of DNA-templated transcription
Molecular function (GO): DNA-binding transcription factor activity, RNA polymerase II-specific; zinc ion binding
Source: RefSeq, a predicted model, not a curated record
UGGCGCAAUGGCACCAUGUUCCGAUCACGGUGUCUUGACUGAGGACUGAUGCAAACGUACCUAGUUAAGAGAUACAUAUGUGAACCGCCUCGUCGCUGAGCUGGCGCCCCCUCCCAAGCCCCCGAAGAGUCCACUCCGAUUCCAUUGCCGUGGUGUCCGCCUGGAUAGGUCCGACCUUCGCACAGAAUUUUCCUCAUUUGUAAGAUACUAGCACCUUUUUUAAGGUUCCACACGCGACAUGGGUCCCGAUAUGCGCACCCGAACCCGGAAUCCACCACCGAAGAAAACAUAUCACUGGCAACAUGUCCUCGCAGCAACGCGCGAUCCUUCCCAAGCCGCCGGGCGACUCGUCCGGAUACGCACAAACCCUUCCACCGGGCGCCGGUAACCCUUCCAGUAAGAAACGGUCGAUCAUCGGCGUCGCGUGUGCCGCAUGCCAAACCCGACGUACCAAGUGCGACGGUGCCCGUCCGGUCUGCUAUUCGUGCGGGCUCAAAUGGACGCCCUGCCAUUACGAAGUCCCAUCAGGUCUGACUCGGUCGGCGGCACGAAACGAGCGGAUCGAGAAGCUCGAAGCCGACAAUGCGACGAUGGUCGAGAUCCUGUGGUUCUUGCAAACGAAAUCGGCCGAGGCGGCGAAUGACUUUCUCCAAUUUAUCAGGACAGGAUCGGUCGAUGUCCAUUCCAUGCGACAGUGGCUUAAAGAUCGGAUCGGGGACGGAGAUGGACUCGGUUCACCCCCGAUCCACCUGUCAGCUGCCUCCAUCAACUCCCUAGAUGAUGGGUCACACAUGGAAUCUUCGGAAGCGCCAAGCGAAUCGGCGUCGAGGGCAUCGAUGAAGGCGGUGGACGCGGAAGCGAGCGGUGCGGCAUCCAAGACUCAGGAAGCACAAGGCUUGAAUCUACGCUAGAGCAGCCAAAAUAUAACCAUCGUGUCGAUGACGGAGGCGAUCACGGCCUUCUCUGAAUGCACAGGCACCCUGUACUAUGCGUUCACUCAGGAGCAGGUCGACGACCUCCUUCACUCCGCAUUUGGGCAGAUGACACAGCCCGAGACCGCGUUCCUCGACGUGUUCAAGGAGAACGCCGACCUGCAAGACCGGGCGCGCAUUGCCGAACUGUGUGGAAUGGCGGCC